This is a messenger RNA of Lolium rigidum, 733 nucleotides long. Its product is annotated as desiccation protectant protein Lea14 homolog. The transcript has 2 exons. Gene Ontology annotation, biological process: response to desiccation. NCBI's taxonomy places the organism in Eukaryota, Viridiplantae, Streptophyta, Magnoliopsida, Poales, Poaceae. Bases 149 to 640 code for a protein of 163 amino acids. The record is from RefSeq and is a predicted model, not a curated record. Gene Ontology annotation, cellular component: cytosol.
UAGAUCGAUCGGAUUCCACGCGGCUGCACGUGGUGCCCGCUCCUAUAAACGCCGCGUCGUGCGUCUUCCUCCCGCUUCCAUAUUCAAUUCGUCUUCCCCUUGAGAAAGCCCCCGAGAAGAGGAAGCUAGCUAGAGGCAACCGGCGGCCAUGGCGGGGCUGAUUGACAAGGCCAAGGAGUUCGUGGCGGACAAGAUCGCGCACAUGCCCAAGCCGGAGGCGACGCUGGACAAGGUGAGCUUCAAGGGCAUGACCCGCGACGCCAUCACCGUGCACAGCCACGUCAACGUCACCAACCCCUACUCCCACCGCAUCCCCAUCUGCGACAUCACCUACACCCUCAAGUGCGGCGGCAAACAGGUCGCGUCCGGCACGAUCCCGGACCCGGGCUGGAUCGAGGACAGCGGCGAGAUCACCAAGCUGGAGGUGCCGGCCAAGCUGCCCUACGACUUCAUCAUCACGCUCAUCAAGGACCUGGGCAGGGACUGGGACAUCGACUACGUCCUCGACGUCGGCCUCACCAUCGACCUCCCCAUCAUCGGCAACUUCACCAUCCCGCUCUCCACCUGCGGCGAGUUUAAGCUCCCCACCAUCGGCGACUUCUUCGGCGGCAACAAGGAACCUGCUACCGCCACUGAGUAGGCAAAGGCAUGGUUGCCUGAGAGCUGCUCUGCUCGAUCUAGCUUGCUUUUCGAUGACAAUAAUAAGCAAAUAUGCAUCGUUGACUUCUCCAAA